AUGUCUUCCGAUGAGGGGAACCUCGGGGAAGAUGAUGAUAAACCUAGAGAUGAGGAACGUUUGGAUGAAUAUCCUGAUAGUGAUACAUCUGAAAUGGAUAUCCCCGCUCCCCCUCUGGAAAAACCACCAAUCCGUCAGAAGGUCUAUCAGGAUGACGGAUCGGAUGGCCCGGUGGUUACCGAAAAUCUUUUUGGUGUUGGUUCCAGCGAUCACGCUGUAGAUGACGAAGAAGCCGAUUUUGAUGAUGCAGUUAAAAAUGUAGUGGACGAGCAAGCACUCACACUUGCACACGUUAUUGCAUCGUUUGAUGAUUAUUGUCUGCCAAGGAAAAAUAUUGCAAUGGAGGCAUUUAAAUUCAACACCAUUGCACAGAAGGAACGGCAAACAUUCAGUGAAUUCGAGACAGAGCUCCGCACACAGAUACAAUACUGUGAGUUUAAAUGUCAACAAUGUCAAACAUCCUAUGCUGAUAGGAUGUUGCGUGAUCGGAUAAUUAUUGGUAUACAAGAUAAAAAACUGCAACUGAAGCUUCUUGAUGGACGAGAUGACCCGUUGUCGAAAAUUGUCGAGACCUGUAAGGUGUUCGAAGCCGCUUCCGAGAAUAAACUUAUUCUCGAUCGUAAGGUGAGCCUGCUUGAAGUAAAAUCUGUGGGGAAGCAACCGGAUGACGAAAGGAGAGAUGUUGUUUCUAUUACUAAGAAACAAUGUUACAAUUGCGGAAAACCGUUCAACCACUUCAGCAAAUGCUGUCGUCGUAAAGAAAGAAAGGACAUGAAGCCAUCGGUGACGACCGGAAUACAGGACAAGCAGAAAUCAGUAUUGUCAAUAAACUGGAGUGACGCAGAAUAAAUUCAACGGAGCAAAGGUGUGUGAGUUCAGGGCCCUGGCGUAAAUACUAUCAUGUAGGAAACGAGAAAGUGCGAUUCAAACUGGAUACUGCUGCCGAUGUUAACUGUGUACCAAUUGAUAUUGUAAAAUUAAUUGGUGUACCAAUACGUACUGUAAACAAUGCUCACGUUCUGGAUUAUAGUUCCAAUACUAUAAAAGUUUAUGGUUCAGUUAAGUUGACUUGCUCUGAUUCUGUAAUGGGUACAGUGCACACAGCAGAUUUCUUGGUUGUUGAUUCUAAUUACGAGCCGUUACUCGGUUUGCAGUCUUGCGUUGACUUUGGAUUAAUCACUCGUCUCAAUAGAGUUAUGUUGCCAAAUCAUAUUCCCAAAAAUAAAACCGAUUUCAUUAAUGCAUAUCGAGACGUUUUUGAGGGGUUAGGUAAAUUUCCUGGCCAGUGUUCCAUAGUACUGAAAGAAAACUCCAUUCCGGCUUUAUUCUACAAAAAGCGAAUCCCGUUGGCUUUGCAUGACCGAAUAAAAAAUGAGCUCAAGCGGAUGGAGGAUCAAGGAGUAAUUGUAUACGUUGACUAUCCUACUGACUGGGUCAGUAACAUGCAAGUGGUGGAAAAACCAAAUGGUUCGUUGAGAAUUUGCCUUGAUCCGAAACCGUUAAAUCAGUGUAUUAAACGCGAACAUUAUCUAAUCCCUACACAACAAGAUUUGUUCAGUCGCCUUUCGGGUAAAAAUAUUUUUACUGUACUUGACUUAAGCAGUGGUUUCUGGCAGAUGGAGCUAGAUCGAGAAAGUUCUGACUUGACUACAUUUAUGACUCCUUUUGGACGCUUUCGAUGGGCUCGUGUUCCAUUUGGACUCAAUAAUGCACCUGAAAUGUUUCAACGCAGAAUGGUACAGAUCUUUGGUGAUAUUCAAGGAGUGGAAAUAUACUUCGACGAUAUAGCUA
Molecule: messenger RNA, 1791 nt
Organism: Malaya genurostris
Lineage: Eukaryota; Metazoa; Arthropoda; Insecta; Diptera; Culicidae
Exons: 3
Coding region: 1-849 (282 amino acids)
Source: RefSeq, a predicted model, not a curated record